Athalia rosae (coleseed sawfly) is the source of this 8521-nucleotide messenger RNA. RefSeq lists its product as uncharacterized. The coding region runs from base 904 to 2583 and encodes 559 amino acids. The transcript has 3 exons. Lineage: Eukaryota; Metazoa; Arthropoda; Insecta; Hymenoptera; Athaliidae. The record is from RefSeq and is a predicted model, not a curated record.
CGCUGCCGAGACGCCGCGCCGGGAUAACGCGAAGGGACGUCGCGACGCCCGUUUGUCCGGUAGGGAAGGGAAGACUAAACUAACAACGGAGCGACGAUCAGCUGUGUCCCGCGAAAAAAGAAACAAAAAACGUGCGCCAUUUUUCGCGUACAACCCCCGAAACGAACACGUGAUCCUCGACGUCGAGGACGAAGUAAACUCGCGUUCGGAUUCCAACGGACGAAAUAGAAACGAUUCGAAAAAUCGUCGCGAAGAAAAGAAGAACAGAUUUCAGGGCCGUCGUCCUCGACCCGCGCAGUGUGCCUAGUCCUGUCUCUCUAAAAACUGUGAUAAUCUUCAAAAAUCCGAUUUUCGAGGUGAAAUAAUGAAAAAUUUCAUCGCCCCUUCAUCCGGAUCUCGAGACGCGGAAUGAGAGCAAAUGUUUUCGGAGUUUCCUUCUUCUCCUGAGGUAACUUGUGCGCGAUGUAAAUAAUCCCCAAGGAGUGUGGAAAACAAACGAAAAACAAAAGAAUCAAGAAAGGAAGACGUAUCAUUCCGUCUCACGUCGGACGGACUUUAUACUUUAAUAAACACAAUUACCAUCGGUGUAAGUUUUGAAACUUAUGAAAAGUUUUGUGAUUGUUAUCGCCCUGUUUUUUUUUUUGUUUUUUUCUCCGACUUCGCUCUUUGUGUGUGUGGAAUAAUAUCUGAGAGGUGAUAGCAAAAUAUUCUGGUGAAAAAUCGAGCGGUGAAUCUCACGUGCGGUGAUCCCGCGCGGCUGGUGGUUGUUCCCCUUCAACUAUUUCGCGGUGUCACCCUGACCUUCGACGUCUCCGUGUUGCGGCGAGGGUCUCAAAGAUUUCUAUAUGAAACGCUCGAGUAGAACGUGAUCUUUUGGAAAACCGUAUUGACGCGACAGCGAAGAUGUUACAGUCCUGGUGCAGCGGGAGCGCCCGCUGCGUGCGAAAAGCGCUAUUUUUCGUCUUCAUAUGGGGCCUGAUAAUGAUAGCAGCGAUACAGUUCCGUCAUAUGGAAACAGUAACGGAGAAUUCGGCUGGUUCCGGAUCACGCGGGGCCAGUCUAAGCUCCGGUCGUUUUUUAUUACAACAAUUGAUUGAUUCCAGUUACACUCGAGAACCGGUAGUCUCCACCACUCAGAGUCCGCUCGAGAUGGAACCGCUUCUCGACAAAACACCGUCGAAAACCGAAGAAAAACUAAUAGAAGAAAUCGAAACGAGGCUGCCCAGUUUGCCCCUAGCUUAUUGGAACCGCAACAAAAACAACAAGGCGAUGCAUUACAAGAACGAGAGCUGCGCCAAAUUUCCCAGCAUAUUCGAUCUCGAAUUCAACAACAUCUACUGGCAGAGCAUGCACACCACCAACGGUUCCUUUCAAUUAUUCGGCGCUUUCUACGACACGAGAAAGCUCUCGAGAAUCGGACCGGCUAUCAGGAUAGUCGGCAUGAUAAACAGAAUCGAACCGACGGUGAAAACGUACUGUCAGAUCUGGUACGAAGGCGAGAAGGAACCGCAGCUGGUCGAUACCCUCGAGUACAAGUACAUCUGGUAUCCGAAAUGGGGUAACUACAAACAGGGCAUUUAUCAGCCUUACAUAAUCGCGUGUAAGGUGCCGCAAACUCACAGAAAACAAGUGCCGGCUUCGGUGUCGCUCGUGGCGAAGGCCUGCGACACGGCGACGAACAACCUUAGAGUGAUUUACAACAAACCGCCGCGGAAAAAAGACUUCGCGGUAUGCGUAAAAGGUCUGGAUUUCUUGCACGACGAUCUCUCCGUGAGGCUCGUCGAGUGGAUAGAAAUGAUCAACCUCUUGGGCGCCGACAAAAUAUUCUUCUACGAACUACAGGUUCACCCGAACAUCAGCAAGGUUCUGAACUACUACGAGAAACAAGGGAAGGUUCACGUCACACCGCUAACCCUACCCGGCGGACAACCGAAUGUCCCGGCUUUCCAGCACAUGUAUCUUACGAAAAAAAUGAACCACAAACGACAAAAUGAACUGAUACCAUACAACGACUGUCUGUACAAACAUAUGUACGAGUACGAGUACAUCGCACUUUUGGACAUCGACGAGAUCAUCAUGCCCGUACAAGAUUCCAAUUGGAAGGAACUCAUGGACAGGAUAUUGCCGAAGGCGUUGAAAAUCCGUAACGAAUCCAGAGCUUCCUACAACGUAAGAAACGUUUACUUCCUCGAUGAUCUGUUACACUCGCAUGGCUGGUUCAAGGACGUGCCAAGGUACAUGCACAUGCUCCAGCACGUCUACAGGUCACAAAAUUUCACGAAACCAAAUCAGUACGUGAAAUGUUUCCACAAUCCGGAGCGCGUGGUGACUUUGCACAAUCAUUUCCCGCUAGCUUGUCUCGGUUCUGGUUGCACAAGUUACCCCAUAGAAACUGGUGACGCUCAACUUCAACAUUAUCGCGCCGAUUGCGUGAAAUCGUUGAAGAAAACCUGCGUCGAGUACAGGGAGAACAGUGUAAUGGACACUACGAUAUGGAAAUACAAAAGUAAAUUGAUCGACAGGGUCACGAGGACGCUCAAAACUUUGGGGUUUUUUGGCCCCGGCCACAUUUCGAAGAGAUAGUCAACGGCCCCUAAGCCGAAACGCAAUUCGAGAACGAGGCGAAUAAACCCGUUAAGACAUAGGAUGGACUUCCGAUGAUGGCGCGCUGCGAGUCGGAAGAAUUUUAAAGCUCUUGUAUUCGCGUCUACUGAGUUCUAGGUUCAUGGUUGAACACCGAAGGUUAUUCGUUUGUUUGUGCAGUGAUUAAGUUUUGCCAUUAUUAUAGUCAAAAAUUAAAGAAAAAAAAACAUCUUGUUAUCCAGAGUGCAUCGUGUGAUGGGGCAAGCUGUUGAUUAUUCAAAAGUGGUGAAAAUCAAAAUUUCAAGGUGAAAGUCGAAAAUGGUCGAGAUUUUCGUAAAUUCACUUAAGGUUGAUAACUUUUGAACACCGAGUUGAAUGGGAUACCCUAAAUUUUUUAAUUUCCGAAUUUAGUGAACAUAGUAAUUCUUUUAAAAACCUACGAAUCAAGAUUCAUUGAAACUCUAUUUUCCGCAUCAUAUGUUUUCAAAAUGGCAUCAACGAUAAACUGUGUUAUAAAAUAUGAACUUUGUUGACGUGUGAAGUUCUAAGAGGUUCUAACGCGAUCUGAUCGUGAUGUGCACGUUAUUCCGAAAGAUCGAGCUAAAAUUAAAAAUAAUUCAAAAAGUCGAAGAUCUUAUGUAACCUAACCUAAUUGGCCAUUGCCAAAUUAGCCUCAAACUAACCAUGUGCGGUGAAAUCGCUCUGGUAAAACCCACGCAUUCCAACUUCUCCGGAGAUUCGCCCGAAUCUUCCCGAAUCAAAGAAAAAAAAAACAGUGAAUAAAGAAAUGAAUGAAUAAAUCGUCGUAUGUAAAGGAAAAGAAAAAAAAUAAACGAAAAACAAAUGAACUGAAGAAAGACUGACUUCGUGCACACGAUACCCUGAUCGGCGUCGCGUUAUUCCCGCGUCAAAUGAAUUUCACUAAGCACACCCUAUAGAUAAACGGAACACAUGAUCAGUCAAAUAAUAAAUCUCUGGAAUUGUGUAAUUAGAUGACAUGCAUAUAUGUUUUUACAUAUAUCAUAAUGACUGUAAGUUAUUAAUUAGUGGUGAUAUUUUCUCCUACUUUAUAAGUGCCAACCCAAUAAAUUGAGGGUGUCUCAGUGCCUACGGAACUUAAUUAUAUGAUAUAUACAUGUAGAGUAAUAUAAGCGUUCAAUUUCGUUAAUAAUAAUUUCUCAUGGGAAUCGUUAUUGACUGUAUAAUGUAUAUAAAAAAAAAAUGUCCUCGAUGCUUUUCUCUUUUCUAUGAAUUUCGCAUCGCUGAGAAAUCUUUAAAUUAUUCCUAAUUAUGUAAAUUCAUCUAUAGAAUAUACAUAUUAAAUCUAUAAAUAUAUCCACGUACGCAUAAUAUAACGAUAGGUACGAUACAUAUGCAUAUAUACAUGUAUAGUAAAUUUUUCUCUUUACCAAAAAGUAUAUAUCGUAUCUCUUCGAAAAUCGUAACAUAAUAAGCAAAAAAAAAAAAAAAAAGAAGGAAAAAAAGACGAAACAAGGAUAUACGAAGAAGAAAAAAAUCGAAGCUUCCGCAGGGGGUUCCCUCCUUUCCAUUCACCGCGGGGGCGGGCAACCCUAUUACAUAGUAUACCUCCGAUUCAAGCCAAGUCUCUUAACCGAAAACCAUUUUCUGUCACUGUACAAGGCUUUUGAACCCGUCUCAAAGUCUCCAAAGGAUAUACGCGGUGGCUGAGAACGCUUCACUCGCUCUUAUUUUAUCAUUAUGAUUUAUUUUUGUUUUUUUUUUCUUUUCGUUAUACCUAACACAGCUUCACAGCUCGGCAAACCGAAGUUAUAUUCCCGCGCGGAAUAUGUCGUCCCGCGUUUAUCCGCGUGAAACAGAGAAAAAAGCGAGUAAAUAAAAAAGUGAACGAACGUGGCCGCAAGCCUCCGGUUGUUUUUCUUUUUUCUUUUUUUUUUUUUUCAAAUUCUGCACCGCUCAACGGCUGUAAAAACAAAAAAAAAGAACCAAACAAAAGGAACGAAAAAAAAUAUGAAAGAAAAAAAGACUAAACACCGCCCUUUGUUUCCCAACGGCUUUACAGAGUCUCGGAUUAUACGGCGAUGAAAAUGAAUGAAUUAAUGAAUAAGUAAAGACGUGUAUAUAAAUAGAAGAUAUGAUAAAAUCGUGAUUCUACUGCAGUCCGUGUGUAAAAGUGACGUGGUAAUUUUUUAUAUAUUAACGAUGUAAAUCGUCGUUUCUUAUUCCGUACUCGUUACACGUACGUAGAGCGCGCGAUCAUUGUGUGUCGGAAAGUACGUAAUAUUUUGUACGCGUGAAUUCGUACGGGUGCGAACGAUUGGCGAGAUCUCGUUGCAGUCGAACAUAAUCCGGUUAGAGAAUUUCGGAAUAACAUACGAGAUAUUGACGGUCCGUGAAUACCGAAUCGCUUCGUCAUCGCGUGAGAAAUUUAUCACGUUUCCGAAGCUGGCACAUCUCAGAAAAGAAAAGCCGAGUAUCUCGAUUAUCCUCGUAUCCCGACGGUGAUAAAAGUCUCGCAUUUUACACCGCGGCAGGAGAGGCUCCCCCCCCCCCCCCCCCCACCACCUCCGUCAUACCUACUCCACAGUGCAGUACGCUCCCGGGCUUGGUAUUAGUGCCGAUGCCCCUCGCCCCCUUCCCACCGUCAGCCCUUCUUUUCUCCGUCACGCAUUAAUCCUGUCCUUGAAAAUCUUGCGCGCCCUGUAUCUUAUCUACUAAGCCUCCCUUUUUUCCUCUCUUUUCUCUUUUUUUGAUUUUUUUUUUUUUUUUCAAGUCGCUCUCGCCCGAAGAACCAGUCUCGGGUAUUCGCAUUGCAUCUAUACCGGGUAGGGUUUGUAAACGCUGCGCACGCAUUUACGAUUAUCUCAAUUAUCAGAGGCGUUUGUCGUAUGUUUUUUUCGAAAAAGCUAACUUGGGGAUUUUUUGAAGUUAUUUUAGAUUUUUAUGAAGUCAAUGUUUCGUGAUUGAAUAUUGUCCGAUUGAAUUAGAACGCCUUCUGAAAAUCUAUGUAUAUCUAUACAAGCGAAUCAGAUUUCAAGAAUUUUUCGAUUUUCACAUAUCAAAGUUCAAAUAAGAUUUCAAUUUUUCGAAAUUGCAUUUUUCAGUCUAUAUAUCAUAUCUUCAGCUAACAGUAGGAGAAAUUCGUUCUUCUACUCUUAGAUCUUCGUUUUUUGGCGGUGUGGAUUCAUACUUUUCUUUUACUAAAAUCUGAAAAAGGCAAAAAAUGUCAGAUAAUUUGACGAAUGUGACGUGAAAUCCCUGUAUUCCUCGAACAUCGAGGAUCUCGUGAGUCGAGAGGGUAUUUCCACCAUUUGUAUGAGUCGCUGGAAAAAUUGCUGUCCUCGUUUAUCGCGAUUCACCUUCAAAUAUCGACAUAUUGCGUCAGUUUCUUUCGCCACUACUCGAACGUAUCGUAUGUACUUAUCGGUUAUAGUUUCCAAUCAAUUUAUCUAACGAUUGCACUCUUCCCCCAUAUUUCUUGUUUACUGCAAAUUGCAAAUCCUCUAUAAAUUAUCGCACGAGAAACAAUCUCUUUUUUUUUAUCUCCUAUAUUUUUUCCUCGCCUCUCCGACUCGAUAUCUCCACCACUCGUUGACGCGAAUCGAACGAAAGAAAAAAAAAACCGGCAACCGUAAAAUAAAACGGCGUGAAAACCAGCAAAAAACGAGUCGGAAAUCUCGUCGAUUUUCGAACACCGUGAAAACCCCCCCUUUGCGGUGAAUCAAUUAUCUCGUACAUCGUUUCGGAUGUCUACCACCGGGGCAGCAUAAUUCGCGGAAUUGUCCCCGUCUUAAGAACGACGAAAGGAGAGAGAGAGAGAGUGUGCUGCCCUGCGGGGGCCGAGACACUGGAACGAAGCCGACCCCCUCCCCUCGUAUUUCUCCCCCUCCCCCCUCCUCUCCUUCGCACCCGCCCCUGCUACGCUGAUGCGCCGUUCGACGACGCUUUGUUCUGGAGAUCUUUCAAGGAUACGGCUCGACUCGAGUACUGUAGAACCCACUUAAGCGCCGGAUGUAGACGUCCUCUGUGUGUAUAUUAUAUGUGAUAUAUAACCCGACGUGCAUAUCCUUACGGGUGUAAAAUGUACUAUGGUAUUGCGUGCGUGGAGGAGGUGUGGACACGUGGCGCUGCAUCGGUCGUAAGAAUGUGUCAAGAAUAUUGUAACAAGUGCGCAACGUGUGGUUCUCUCUCUUCAUCUUUUUUUUUCGAUCGAAGGCCCGGUUGUACCGAACCUUCGACGAAAUUGCGAUUUAUUUUAUCAUUUGAAAAUUGAUGAAAAUCGUUCGAUCGAAAAAGUGCAUCCUACAAUUUUUCAGCAUCGCUGGUACAGGCGAUAACAAAAAAAUUUACACACCUCUCGAUCCGCCGCGAUGAAAACGUCGACGCGUGAAAUUUUAUCCUAACGCUACCGCGUUGCGGAAGAUUACAUGCGUCGUCGUUUUUCGUAGCAGGAUUUCGAUUCGCUGCGAUGAAAAUUUCUGGCGCUUGGAAUCUUUCUUCGCGCAGCUGAUCGACACUUUUUUAAAGCACGUGCUAUCGAGAUCUAAAAAAUUUUAGCGUGCAUUUUUCAUCGUACAAUUUUUAGCAGUAGUUUGUAGAAUAACCGAAACAUUCUUCCUCGAUUUUUACUCGAAUCAGGAAGAUGAAAGAUCCGAGAGGCACACUUUAGUUUUUUUCAUCCGAUGCAUCGCGAGGAGCUACAGGCUCGAAUUUCAGUGAGCUUGCUGCCCGACGAAUAAAUCGUAGAUAAAACUGAAUUUGGCAAGGAAAAAAUUCCAGUACUUCGUGAGCGUUUCCGAUUUAUCUCCAGAACGACGCUGUCCCCAUUCUCAUCGCUGUUCCUAUAGCUUCAUGGCGAACCUUGAUCGCUUUAACGAUCAAAUCGUGUUGUUUUUGUUGUUAUUGUAUCAUUAUUAUUAAUAUUAUAAUUAUUAUAUGCUCUCCAAUUUCAAACACUGUACCUUUACUGUUACAUACAUAACCUGAUGCUACAAUUAUGAUUAUAAUCGUCACCUUCGUUGUCAUCGUUGUUAUUACUAUUAUCAUUAUUAUCAUUAAAAUUAUCGUCAUUAAUUAUUAUUGUUAGUAUUUUUUUUUCAUUCAUUGAGAUGCGUGUUUCUCACGAAAAGAAGAAAAAUCAAAAAAUCUGGUGCACGGGUUUUAAUUAUUUUGUUGAAUAGAAAAACAAAAAAAAAACAUUUUCCAACACGACGUCAGGUGUCCGUUCCGGAAAAAAUUUCUCACGCCGAUUUCGUCGAUAAUCCAAAGCGACACGAUAAUCGAGUGAAAUUUAUGCCCGAUUUUCAGAGGCGGACGAAAAAACAAUUAAAAUCCUACAAACUAACUGAUUUUGAGUUGGAUGUAAAAAGACAGUCAGAGUUAAGUCUGAUUUUUAAUUAACUUGGUAUUGCGUUAAGUGAAUGAUUUGAAAUAAUUUUUGCUCAAACAUCGUUUUCACAAUUUUACCUCACUGUUUCACGUAUUGUUAUGUAAUGGAAUGUAAUUAUGAGUAAGUAAGGUGCAAUUUUGGAUUUUUCAUUUAAUAUAAAUUCAAAUGAGAAAUCCGCUGUUUUGUACCGCAAAUCAAGAACAUUAUAAUCAAGAACUAUACAUGCAGUAAUCAAACUUAACUUUUUUAUAUUCAAGAAUACAUAACGAUAACAACGAUGAAAUAAUAAUAGCAACAGUAAGGAUAAUAAUAACAGUUGUAAUCGUAAUGAUGAUAAUAUCGAUAUAAAUGUACAUUGAAUAUCGAUAAUGGUAUUAAAUCCAUAACGCAUAAUAAUAUAUAUAGGUAUAUAAUACCAAUGAUAAUAAGAAUGAUGAUGAUUGUAUGAUGGCGAUAAUCAUAAUUAACUAUAUAAUAUUAUUACUAGAAAUAGUACCUCCUAUUGUACUUUAAUAUCACGCUCAAUAUACUAUAAUUGUGGUGCUACGUAAGCAUUAUGUUAAUCGAUAA